AUGCUUAUUCUUAUCGCAGGCAUAACCGGAAACAUUGGCCAAUUGGCUGCGCGCUACGCACUCCAACUAGGCCACCAAGUGCGAGGCUUUUCUCGCUCGCCUGACAAACUUGACCCCCCUGUAGCGCAGGGAUUGGAGGGUUUCAUCAGGAGCAGCUCAUACUACGAUGUGCCCGCGCUCGACCGAGCGUGCGCUGGUGUCGAUGCAGUAAUCUGCGCCUACUCUGGAACCCCGGAGCUGCACCUCGAUGGGCAGCUCUUGCUGCUUCGUGCCGCUGAGCGUGCGGGAAUCAAACGCUAUCUGGCGGCGAGUCACAACAACGACUGGCGCAAGAUAGGCAUGGGCGAUGUUCCUAUUUACGACCCCAUCAAGUGCUUCUCCAUACACGCCGCUUUGACCAGUCCUAUCAAGCCUCUCUUUAUCAUAAGCGCCAAUUUCCUCGACGUCUUCUUUGGCGGGGAGGGCCAAGGCGACUUUACCCCCGCCGUCGGCGGUCCCUGGGACCCCAAGACCCGAGAGAUGCAUAUCUGGGGAACGGGCGAUGAGAAAUGGUACUUUACCACAGAAGCAGAUGGCGCCAAGUGGGCCGUUGAGGUAGUCACCUCCGCCAACGCCGAAAGGGGUGGCUUUGUCACGAUCUGCUCGAUGCAUGUCAGUCUCAACGAGAUCCGCCACAUUUACGAAGCAACUACGGGCAAACACAUCAAUGUGGUCCGAAGAGGUACAGUGGAGGACUUGGAGAAAACGGUGUUGGAGAAAAAGUCCAAUGCCACCCAUUGGGGAGAUUGGCUCCGGUAUGCGUUGGUCCUUCACAACACCAAGAACAUCUGGGGCCUUGACGUAGAAGAGUUCCACGGCUUCUUCCCUUCUUCUCCAUCGAGUUUGGAGGAGUGGUUGAAGGCUCAUCCAGAGGCAUAG
This is a messenger RNA of Moesziomyces aphidis, 918 nucleotides long. Lineage: Eukaryota; Fungi; Basidiomycota; Ustilaginomycetes; Ustilaginales; Ustilaginaceae. The record is from the annotation of a GenBank genome assembly.